GUUCUGUUUUCACCUUGAACUAUAUACGAAAUUCUGAGAUAUACCCGAACUUUAGAAGGGUCCUAUUACCCUGAACUAAUUAAAAUCGUAUUUUUACCAACCUUAGUGCCUACGUGGCACAUUAAUGAAUCAACACAUUACAGGUCCACGUAGGCAUACAUAUAUGCCACAUAGGCACUAAGUUUGCCACUAAUACGAUUUUAAUUAAUUCAGGGCAAUACGACCCUUCUAAAAUUCAUUCUCUCUCACUGAUUUCGUGUACAGUUCAGUGGAAACGGAGCAUCUUCCUAAAUGUAAUAUUGCCAAAUAUAAAUGUUAGUUGGACAAAAUGACAAAAAUAAUAAUGAUAUGAGCUAGUAGGACUGUCAUGAGAUAAGGUUCUGGAAAUGGACGACGAGCUCAAGAAAGCGGAGAGUCAUACCACAUCAGCUGCAGCUUUUGUGGAAGGAGGAAUUCAAGAUGCCUGUGAUGAUGCCUGCAGCAUUUGUCUUGAGGCUUUCUGCGAAAGUGAUCCUUCGACGCUAACAAGCUGCAAGCAUGAAUUUCACCUCCAGUGCAUCCUAGAAUGGCAUCAGAGAAGUUCUAAUUGUCCAAUGUGUUGGCAGCCCCUGAGUCUGAAAGAUCCUACGAGUCAAGAAUUGCUUGAGGCUGUGGAACAAGAGAGGACUCUUAGGUUUAAUCAGGCAAGAAAUGCUUCAGUGUUCCGUCGUCCUACUCUGUUAACCACGGGGAUGAGUGAGUCUGAACUCGAAGAGCGCAUUAUUCAGCAUUUGGCUGCUGCUGCAGCAAUGGGAAGGGGACGCCACUUUGGUCAACGAGAGGGCUCAAGAAAUCGGUCAUCUUCUCAUGGCCAUCCACAUUUUUUAGUGUUUUCAACUCAUCCUGAUUCAUCUCCUACUGCCGCUGCUGUUUCAGCUUCCGUUACUCCUGCUGAAUCAGAUUCUGGUCAAGCUAUUGCUGAUCCUUCUGUUCCUAUUACUGCUGUCCGCAGUGAGCCCGCACAUUUUUUGCCUCAACUUUCAUUUGAUCAAAGUAAUCAACUUUCCGCUUCAUCAUCUCGAUAUGUUCACCCGCAAACCGUUAACGAAGGAAUAUCUGUUGGUGAUAGAAGCUCUUCUAGUUCAUCUAUCACCAAAAACCAGGAUACAGCAGGACCAUCAGACUUCCAAUCACUAUCGGAAUCCUGGAAAUCUCGAUUUAAUUCAAUGUCAAUGAAAUAUAGAGAAUCAAUCUCGAGGAGUACACGAGGGUGGAAGGAGAGAUUGUUUUCUCGAAGUAAUUCUAUGGCAGCAGAUAUUGGUUCCGAAGUUAGGAGAGAAGUUAAUGCUGAAAUAGCUAAUGUAUCUCGCAUGAUGGAACGCUUCGAGACACGAGAAAAUAGAACAGACAAUAACAUACCGGAUCCUUCAAACGCGGAGCAGAGACACAAUGAUAGUAUGGUUGCUCAUAACGGAAGCAGAUUGAACGGAAAUAACUCUGCAACUUUUUCUGCAAGUUCAGCUCGGAAUUAAGUCAUAUUUAAUCACUUGCGCGGCAAUUGUCCUCAACAUUUCAUCUUUGAAAGGUUUUAGCUCAUCAUCACAUUCAAAUAUGAUACGCGAGGACGACGAUGACAACAACAACUACGCUUCAAUCCCAAACAAGAACACACAAUGUAAUAUAGUUUUAUCAAAGCUAAAGAUAUGUUGUUUGAGUAGAACAAAAGGAAUGAAUAACCAGAAAAAUGUUCUUUUUCAACUACCUGUAAAAUUGUUUAUAUUUUUGUGUAAAACAUGAACUAAGGGAUGUGUUCGGUACGAUUGGAAAAUGUUUUCUUGAAAAAUAAAUGAAUUUUUAUUUUUUUUUUGUA
Messenger RNA from Capsicum annuum, 1849 nucleotides. RefSeq names its product E3 ubiquitin-protein ligase RHF2A. Gene Ontology annotation, molecular function: ubiquitin-protein transferase activity. The record is from RefSeq and is a predicted model, not a curated record. Bases 387 to 1511 code for a protein of 374 amino acids. Lineage: Eukaryota; Viridiplantae; Streptophyta; Magnoliopsida; Solanales; Solanaceae. The transcript is spliced from 9 exons.